ACUACAAACAUUCAGUAGCGAGACUGCUGGGCAUCGACACAGUUCUCAUUCCGCGGAAUCAAGCUGGAAAAAUGGGACUGCAGGUCGACGACGAUAAAGAAAGCUUUUCGGACACCGUUCUGUACCAUGUCUUGUCGAAGGAAAAGGAGCUGAAGAGAAGGCUGCCCUGGUACUAUGCCCCCUCCUUUCUGCUCCUCUGGGUUGUGCUAUUCUACGCCAUCGUACUUCCGCUUUUCUACCGGCUUCCACACCGAAUCACAAUGGCCGACGAGCCACUUAAGCCGGGCCAAUUCGUGGCCGAGAGAGCGCAGAAGAUACUCUACGAACUGGAUCGUAUCGGACCCAAAGUGGUCGGGAGCACAGCAAAUGAGGUGACUACGGUUGCAUUUCUCUUAAACGAGGUGGAAAAGAUUCGGGGCGAAAUGAGCGGAGACCUCUUCGAUUUGGAGGUGGACGUCCAGCAACCAACGGGUUCCUAUGUUGUGGGCACCAUGACCAGCAUUUACCAGGGCAUUCAGAAUGUGGUUGUAAAGCUGAGUACUGCGAGUUCAAAUAGCACAUCCUAUCUGCUAAUCAACAGUCACUUCGACACGAAGCCAGGAAGUCCCGGUGCUGGAGAUGAUGGCACAAUGGUUGUAGUCAUGUUGGAGGUUCUUCGACAAAUGUCCAUUUCCGGGAGCACGUUUGUGCAUCCAAUAGUCUUUUUGUUCAAUGGCGCCGAGGAGAAUCCCCUGCAGGCAUCCCACGGCUUUAUCACCCAGCAUAAGUGGGCACCGAACUGCAAGGCAGUUAUCAAUUUGGAAGUUGGUGGUAAUGGUGGUCGAGAUAUCCUGUUCCAGAGUGGUCCAAAUAAUCCCUGGCUAGUGAAGUAUUACAAAGAGCACUCAAAGCAUCCGUUUGCCUCUACAUUGGCGGAAGAGAUCUUUCAGUUCGGAAUACUGCCCUCUGAUACAGAUUUCCGAAUAUUUCGAGAUUACGGAAACAUUCCCGGACUUGAUAUAGCGCAGUUUAGCAACGGAUACGUUUAUCAUACGGCAUUCGAUAGCUUCAACGUUGUUCCAGGACGUUCGGUUCAGAGCACAGGAGAAAACAUUCUAUCCCUCGCUCGAGCUCUGUCCAAUGCCAGUGAACUAUAUAACACUGAGGAGCAUAGUGCAGGACAUGCUGUUUUUUUUGACUUCCUGGGACUCUUCUUUGUGACCUACACGGAAAGCACUGGCACAAUCUUAAACUAUUGCUUUGCCGCCAUAGGAGUUCUUCUCGUUGGCUGUUCGCUGUGUAGGAUGUCCUGCGUGUCAGAGGUUUCAGCAGGAAGGAUUUCGAUUCUGUUUGCCAGUCAUUUUGCACUGCACCUUGCGGGCUGUCUUCUGUGCAUUGGCUUGCCCUUAUUAAUGUCAGUCUUAUACGACGUCAGCGAUCGAACAAUGACUUACUAUAGUAACAACUGGUUGGUGAUUGGUCUUUACAUAUGUCCGGCGAUCAUUGGUCUGGUGCUACCCUCCUCACUUUACCACUCAUUCUGCUCAAAUGAUAAAAUUGGCUACCCGUACCAGAUAUACGUCGGCUUACAUGCCCAUUGCGUGGUGCUGUCUCUUCUGUCAAUUGUUUUGACUGCCAUUGGUUUGCGGAUUCCUUAUAUGUGCAUGAUUUCCUUGCUCCUUUAUGUCGUCUCCCUACUCAUUAAUCUAUUGACAACAUUGCAUGAUCGCGGAUACUACUGGGUAUUAACCGUGCAGAUAGUCCAGCUGCUUCAAUACGUGUACUUCUGCUACCUUUUCUACAUAUUUCUCGUGAUAUUUUUUCCGGCGAUGGGCCGGAAUCGCGACUCCGCUAAUCCCGACAUGCUUAUUGCGCUGAUCUGUGCCGUGGGAACUUUCUUCGCCCUGGGCUUUGUGGUUCCCCUGAUUAACAUGUUCCGUUGGUCUACCUUUUUACUGAUUGGCCUUGGCGUGGUGACCUUCAUAUUUAGCAUGAUUUCCGUAUCGGACGUUGGUUUCCCCUAUCGUCCCAAGACCAGUGUGAUGCGCGUAAACUUUCUGCAAACACGUCGAAUGUUUUACGAAUACGAUGGUAGCCUUAGCGUCAACGAUUCGGGGUACUACUUUGACUACCAGGACAGACGAGCUCUCCGUCCACUCAAAGAUUACGCCGUUAACCUGACCGGACUAACACCAGUGGAUGCGUAUUGCGAUAAGUACGUAAUGUGUGGAAUACCUUGCUUUUGGAGCAGCUGGUGCAGGGGGAUCUCCAGUGCUGCCUGGCUGCCUCGCGAUGAGCAGGUGGCUGUGCCCGGAAACCUGGAACUGAAACUUCUUAAUAAAACACUCUCGCAAUCGGGAAAUUCUGCGAGAUUCGAGUUUGAGCUGGCUGGUCCACCGCACAUGGGCCUGUAUAUACGACCGCUGGAUGGAGUGGCUGUGGAGAAUUGGUCCUUUAUACGGACAAUGCUGGACAAGCCAGAAAAGUACUCACCACCCUAUCAGAUAUACUUCUCAUACGGCGUGGAUAGCUCCUCUUUCAAAUUCCACAUCGACUUCGCUAAAUCCGAUGGACAAUUGGAUGGACCGAUUUUCGAGCUGGGCGUUGUUGGACAUUACGUAAGCCAGGAUUUCGAGAGGGAUGAAACUACCCUUGGGUUCAUAGCUGAUCUGCCGGACUUUGUUUACACUAUGGAAUGGCCAUCUCUGUUUAUGCGUUAUAUCUUCUAGGAUACACUUCCUGGAGCUCAUUUCGUUUUGCAUCCAUUAUAGAUUCGGUAAUCCCAAGUGCUUUGAUAGUGCACUUGAUAAGCCGGCGGCUGUUAGAAAAAUAAAUAUAAUAUUAAUCUCUGAA
Messenger RNA from Drosophila yakuba, 2832 nucleotides. Its product is annotated as endoplasmic reticulum metallopeptidase 1. Gene Ontology annotation, biological process: proteolysis. NCBI's taxonomy places the organism in Eukaryota, Metazoa, Arthropoda, Insecta, Diptera, Drosophilidae. The transcript has 12 exons. The coding region runs from base 72 to 2708 and encodes 878 amino acids. The record is from RefSeq and is a predicted model, not a curated record. Gene Ontology annotation, molecular function: metalloexopeptidase activity.